CUUCAUCCGUGGCGAACUAUCCGGGAGGCGCGAACACUCAACGGUCCACUGAAAUUAUCGUUAAUGGAUUCCCGUCUCCUACAAUUAUCCCACCCACUAUCACUCAAAUCCACAUUCCUCAACGCAAUUCCAAGAUCUCCUUCCAUUUCUUCAAUCUCCAUCAGGCACUUCAAGCUGGAGAGCACUAAAAAUGGCGGCAGAGAAACCCAACGCGAUGUCCCUUUCGACGAAGCAGCAUACGAGGCCGAGAGAUCUCGCCUCGACGCCCAAGCUAUAAAAUCCAUGGCUGAAGCUUCAAUAAGGGACACUGAAGGCGCUUCGGACGACGACCCAAAAGCUUGGAAGUGGGUCAUCCGAAAACGAAUUUGGGAUUUCAUGGAGUCGCAAAAUAUCGCGGCAAAUCCCCGACCCGUUCACCAUCGUAUCCCUAAUUUCCUUGGCGCCAUGGAAGCUGCCAAUAGAUUGUGCGAUUUGGUAGUAUUCAGAGAUUCACAGUGCGUGAAGGUUAAUCCGGAUUCUCCGCAGAAGGGUGUGAGGCUUCUUACACUUACGGGUGGCAAAAAACUAUUAACACCUCAGCCUCGGUUGAGAACUGGGUUUUUCUCCAUAGUCGAAUCCGGGAUGUUGACUCCGGCUACCAUCAAGGAGGCCUGCACUUCUGUUGGGGUAGCAAAGUAUGGAAAGCCAAUUGGACUGGAUGAAAAGAUCAAAGUAGAUCUGAUUGUCAUUGGUUCUGUUGCUGUUGACCCCAAAACGGGUGCUCGGCUUGGCAAGGGAGAGGGAUUUGCAGAACUAGAAUAUGGAAUGCUGCGGUACAUGGGAGCCAUUGACGACUCAACUCCAAUUGUUACUUCUGUGCACGACUGCCAAUUGGUUGAUGAUAUUCCAGUUGAGAAGCUAUUAGUCCACGAUGUGCCUGUAGACAUCGUAUGCACUCCGACGCAGGUCAUUUUAACCAACACAAAAAUCCCCAAACCUCAAGGCAUUUACUGGGAAAUGUUGUCUCCUGAAAAGCUGAGCCAAGUUCGAAUACUCAGGGAGCUCAAACGUCGGAUCGAACGGGAGACCGGCAGACCGCUGCCAUGUGGUCCAUCAGAGAAACUUCCACCUACAGCUCAACGAAGCUCGAAACCUGGAAAACGUGCAUUCUCUAAGAAGUGAUGAAGGGAAAAUGGAGAAAGAAACAAAACCUGAAUUAGUAUUUUUUUCUUCUUCAUUAUAUAGUUUUGGUUUUGUAUAAAAAUUCUCCUAAAACAGACGGGGAAGAUUUGAAAGUAACAAAGAUAUGAAAACAUAAAGGGAGUGCCUUUGUUCCCUCAAAUUCUUUUUGUUGAAUGUAUCAUUUAUAAACAUGUUGUACCAUAGGUAUCGUGAUGCAAUAUGAAAGAAAGAAAGAAAAAAAGAGUCUUAUAA
This is a messenger RNA of Benincasa hispida (wax gourd), 1413 nucleotides long. RefSeq names its product NagB/RpiA/CoA transferase-like superfamily protein. Gene Ontology annotation, cellular component: cytoplasm. NCBI's taxonomy places the organism in Eukaryota, Viridiplantae, Streptophyta, Magnoliopsida, Cucurbitales, Cucurbitaceae. The record is from RefSeq and is a predicted model, not a curated record.